AUGGAGGCGCUAAGUAGAAUGAUGCAGGCUACUAAAGCUAGUGGUCUUGUGGCUGGUUUUUCAGUGGGAUCAAGGAACAAUCCUGGUCUCAGUGUCUCACAUUUGCUGUUUGCUGAUGACACAUUGAUUCUUUGUGGGGCCGAUGAGGAACAUCUAAAAAAUCUGCGGUGUCUUUUUCUGUGUUUUGAAGCGGUCUCGGGGAUAAAAAUUAACUUGUCAAAGUCUGAGAUUGUUCCAAUUGGUGAGGUAGAGGAUAUUGAUAGGCUGGCUAACAUUUUUGGGUGUAGGGUGGCAGGAUUACCUAUGAAGUAUUUAGGUCUUCCUUUGGGGGCGCCUUAUAGGUCUACCACCAUUUGGAAUGAUAUUAUUGAGAAGAUGGGAAGGAAAUUGAUUGGAGAAGCUACAAAGAGACUUCCUGUGGGGUGGUCUAAAUGA
This is a messenger RNA of Corylus avellana, 435 nucleotides long. Lineage: Eukaryota; Viridiplantae; Streptophyta; Magnoliopsida; Fagales; Betulaceae. The record is from RefSeq and is a predicted model, not a curated record.